AAAUUUAACUAAGGCAGGUUUGAUUCGGAAUUGGGCAAGUUGGACCAGCAAAAUAGAGCUGCAAACGAAGUAACAAGAAUCCAUGUCAAAAGAAAAACAAACAAAAAUAUAAUUGAGCUGUGGUCCAUAUACAUGAAGGAAAGCAAGUUAACAUUGUAUGCUUCUUUAAUAGUGAUCUAUAAAUAGUCAUGCAUUCCAUGCAAAUAUUUCUCACAGCUACAAAAAAAAAAACCUAUAAGACAUCAAAAAGAAAAAAAACUAACUCUAAGCACCAAAAACAAGCAUCAUGAAAGUUAUUAAUUUCCUCCUAUUUCUUCUUGUCUUAGCUUUGGCUUCCUUUUUCGCCACUGCUUUUGAUCCUAGCCCUCUCCAAGACUUCUGUGUAGCUACAGAUGGCUCUGAUUCUUCUGUCUUCGUGAAUGGACAGUUUUGCAAGAAUCCAGAUAAUGUAACAGCAGAUGAUUUCUUUUAUUCUGGGCUUAAUGUUCGUGCAAAUACAUCCAAUCAACUUGGAGUAAAUGUCACAAUUUUAACUGCUGAUGUGAUACCAGGACUUAACACCAACGGUAUAACCUUAGCUCGUAUCGAUUUUGCAGCGAAUGGAGGCUUAAACCCACCACAUACACACCCCCGAGCUGCUGAAAUCCUAAUGGUUUUAGAAGGAACUGUUUAUGCUGGUUUUGUAACAUCAAAUCCGGAUCAUCGUCUGUUCAGCAAAAUUCUAAGACCAGGGGAUGUAUUUGUAUUUCCAUUUGGAAUGAUUCAUUUUCAAUUGAAUCUUGGUAAGACUCCUGCACUUGCUUUUGCUGCAUUGACUAGCCAAAAUCCAGGAGUGAUGACUUUAGCUAAUGGGAUUUUCGGAGCUGAUCCUUCCAUUAAUCUUGAAGUUGUGGCCAAAGCAUUUCAUCUGGACAAGAAUUUAGUCAGCAAGCUUCAGGGACAGGAGUGGGCCAAUCCCUCAUAAAAUAGUUUUAUUUUGAAAAUGUGUUGUGCAAAUUUUCUUAUUUAAGUCAUCUAAAAUGACGUCAAUUCGAAUAAAGAGGAUGUUUGUGUCCCAUUUCUCGUGUUGGUUAAGUUAAUUAAGAUCAAAGGGGAUAUACCUCUCUCACCAUUUUGAUUUUGAAUGUAAUAAAUGAUAUUUAUAAUGUUGUAAUUUAUUUAGCA
Molecule: messenger RNA, 1164 nt
Organism: Ricinus communis (castor bean)
Lineage: Eukaryota; Viridiplantae; Streptophyta; Magnoliopsida; Malpighiales; Euphorbiaceae
Product: germin-like protein subfamily 1 member 16
Exons: 2
Coding region: 287-964 (225 amino acids)
Cellular component (GO): cell wall
Molecular function (GO): manganese ion binding
Source: RefSeq, a predicted model, not a curated record